Oreochromis niloticus (Nile tilapia) is the source of this 3204-nucleotide messenger RNA. Its product is annotated as NACHT, LRR and PYD domains-containing protein 12. The transcript has 10 exons. Gene Ontology annotation, molecular function: protein binding. NCBI's taxonomy places the organism in Eukaryota, Metazoa, Chordata, Actinopteri, Cichliformes, Cichlidae. The record is from RefSeq and is a predicted model, not a curated record. Bases 136 to 3108 code for a protein of 990 amino acids.
ACUGACCCUAGAAAGUCCACCUCAGUGGAUGUGCUGCUGGUAAACAUCAUCAGGGGGAAACUGCUUCCCUCUGCUCGUCUCUGGAUAACCACACGACCUGCAGCAGCCAAUCAGAUCCCUCUUGCAUAUAUUGACAUGGUAACAGAGGUCAGAGGGUUCACUGACCCACAGAUGGAGGAGUACUUCCUGAAGAGAUUCAGCAAUGAGAUGAAGGCCAGCAGGAUCAUCUCCCACAUCAAGACAUCUCAAAGCCUCCACAUCAUGUGUCACAUCCCAGUCUUCUGCUUGAUCACGGCUACAGUUCUGGAGGAUGUGCUGAAAACCAAAGAGGGUGGAAAGUUUACCCUGACCUUGACUGACAUGUACAGCCACUUCCUGGCGGUUCAGGCCAAAGUGAAGAAGGUCAAGUAUGAUGGAGGCACUGAGACAGAUUCACACUGGAGUCCAGAGAGCAGGAAGAUGAUUGAGUCACUGGGAAAACUGGCUUUUGAUCAGCUGCAGAAAGGAAACCUGAUCUUCUAUGAAUCAGACCUGACAGAGUGUGGCAUUGAUAUCAGAGCAGCCUCAGUGUACUCGGGAGUGUUCACACAGAUCUUUAAAGAGGAGAGAGGACUGUACCAGGACAAGGUGUUCUGCUUCAUCCAUCUGAGUGUUCAGGAGUUUCUGGCUGCUCUUCAUGUCCAUCUGACCUUCAUCAACUCUGGACUCAAUCUGUUGGAAGAGGAACAACAAACAAUUUUUCAGAUGUCUGAAACAAGAGACUCUGCAGUGAAACACUUCUACCAGAGUGCUGUGGACAAGGCCUUACAGAGUCUAAAUGGACACCUAGACUUGUUCCUCCGUUUCCUCCUGGGUCUUUCACUGCAGACCAAUCAGACUCUCCUACAAGGCCUGCUGAUACAGGCAGGAAGUAUCUCACAGACCAAUCAGGAAACAGUCCAGUACAUCAAGAAGAAGCUCAGUGAGAAUCUGUCCGCAGAGAAAAGCAUCAAUCUGUUCCACUGCCUGAAUGAACUGGAUGAUCGUUCUCUAGUAGAGGAGAUCCAACAGUCCCUGAGAUCAGGAAGUCUCUGCACAGAUGAACUGUCUCCUGCUCAGUGGUCAGCUCUGGUCUUCAUCUUACUGUCAUCAGAAAAAGAUCUGGAUGUGUUUGACCUGAAGAAAUACUCUGCUUCAGAGGAGGCUCUUCUGAGGCUGCUGCCAGUUGUCCAAGCCUCCAACAAAGCUCUAUUGAGUGGCUGUAACCUUUCCGAGAGAAGCUGUGAAGCUCUGUCCUCAGUUCUCAGAUCCCAGUCCUCUAAUGUGAGAGAGCUGAACCUGAACAAUAAUAACCUGCAAGAUUCAGGAGUGAAGUUUCUGUCUCUUGGAGUGGAGAUUCCACAUUGUAAACUGGAAUCUCUCAGACUUAGAGGUUGUAACCUUUCUGAAAGAAGUUGUGAAGCUUUGUCCCCAGUUCUCAAAUCCGACUGCUCUAGUCUCAAAGAGCUGGACCUGAGUGACAACAAUCUGCAGGACACAGGUGUGAAGCUUCUGUCGCUUGCAGCAAAGAGUCCACACUGUAAACUACAGACUCUAAGAGUGAGUCAUGGUAAUCUCACAGAGGGAAGUUGUGAAGCUCUGUCCUUGGUUCUCAACUGCCAGUCCUCUAGUCUGAGAGUGUUGAACCUGAGUAACAACAACCUGCAGGAUUCAGGCGUAAAGCUUCUGUCUGCUGGACUGAAGAGUCCACACUGUAAACUAGAAGUUCUUGUACUGAGUGACUGUGACCUCUCAGAAAGAAGUUGUGAAGAUCUGUCCACACUUUUCAGUUCGGACUCAUCUAGUCUGACUGAGCUGGACAUGAGUAGCAAUAACUUUCAGGAUACAGGAAUGAAGCAUCUCUGUAUUGCACUGCACAGUCCACACUGUACACUCAAAAUUCUCAGAUUAAGGAGCUGUAAUCUCUCAGAGAGAAGCUGUGAAGAUUUGUCCUCAGUUUUUAGCACCCAGUCCUCCAGUCUGAGAGAGGUAGACCUGAGUAACAACAACCUGCAGGAUUCAGGAGUGAAGCUUCUUUCUGUUGGCGUGAAGAGUUCAACUGAGAUGAAAACUCUCAGACUGAGUGGCUGUAAACUCUCUGAGAUAAGCUGUGAAGCUCUGUCCUCAGUUCUCACCUCCCAGCCCUCUAGUCUGAGAGAGCUGGACCUAAGUGACAAUGACCUGCGGGAUUCAGGAGUUAAGCUGCUGUCUUCCGGAGUGAAGAGUACACUCUGUAAACUGGAAAUUCUCACACUGUCAGGAUGUCUGAUCACAGAUCAGGGCUGUGAUUCUCUGGCUUCAGCUCUGGAGUCCAACCCCUCCCAUCUUAGAGAGCUGGACCUGAGCUACAAUCAUCCAGGAGACACAGGAAUGAAGCUGCUCUUGGCUGGACUGAAGGAUCCAGGCUGGAGACUGGACACCCUCAGGGUGGAGCCUACUGGAGUCCGAUGGUUGAGACCAGGUCUGAGGAAGUAUUCCUGUCAACUCACAAUUGACACAAACACGGUGAACAGAGAACUCAAACUGUCUGACGACAACAGGAAGGUGACACGUGCGGAGGAGUAUCAGUCAUAUCCUGAUCAUCCAGACAGAUUUGAUUGGUAUCAGCUGCUGUGUAGAAAUGGUCUGACUGGUCGCUGUUACUGGGAGGUCGAGUGGAGAGGAAAAGUUGAUAUAUCAGUGAGUUACAAAAGAAUCAGAAGGAAAGGAGAGCUACUAGAUAUUAAUUACUGUUUGUUUGGGUGUAAUGAUCAGUCCUGGAGUCUGGAGUGCUCUGCUGGUGGUCCUCAUUGUGUCUGGCACAAUAAGAAGCAAAUUCUUAUUCCCAUCUCCUCCUCCUCCUCCUCCUCCUCCUCUGUCUCUAACAGAGUAGCAGUGUAUGUGGACUGUCCUGCUGGCACUCUGUCCUUCUACAGAGUCUCCUCUGACACUCUGAUCCACCUCCACACCUUCAACACCACCUUCACUGAACCUCUUUAUCCUGGGUUUCGAUUAGGGUACAGCUACACUGGUUACCUCUUUUCUGGUUCGUCAGUGCGUCUGUGCCGAGUCGAGUGUAAAGAGCGUCCUCCUGUUAGAGAAACAGUCUGACUGUUGAACAGAUAGUUCAGUCUGUUCAUGUUUGUUUCUUACACUCAGAAACACGUUUUCAGAUUCGUGAAUUCAAUCAGUUGAUGUUUUAAACUG